AUGGAGCCUGUGGGAGCUUUUCUUGAUGAUGAAUGGGAUUCAUUGAGCAGGAUGUUGUCCACAGAAGGGGCUGAUUUCAUGGUGCAGUUGCUCGGUCACGACGAGCAUCAUGAUGGUUUGAGCUUCAUAACUAAUUCAUCAUCAACCUUUUGUGAUGAUGAUCAGAGUUUGUUUUGUUCUUCAAACACCUUUGACUCCAAUUUUCACUAUUUUUCUCAUGAGAGUAACAACAAUAGUAGUGCUAGUAAUGGCACAUUUUUUCCCAUUCCUAGCCAUGAAAACUACCACCUAAAUAGUCAUUCUAACCAUAUUCCAAUAGCCAAUAAUGCAUAUGAUGAGUCCAUGGAUUUAUGUUUGAUGGACAACGAAAACAAUAGCUCAAUUGUGCCGGUUUUCGCUGAUGGCAUAAUGGAAGACAUUCUCUGCUUGAAAGAAGAGAUGAGCAUUGACCACCAAGUAGAGACUGUAGGUGAUCAGCUGGAGACAAUUGCUGAUCAUGGCAAGGAAAUGCAGCUCAAGAGGAAGUUGAAUGUGCCCAAAGGAGUGGAAGACAAAAUCAACCACGACACGUCUGAGAAUACAAAGAAGAAAUCUAGGGUUUCAAGAGAUGCACAAAAGGGUAAGAAAAAUGCACAGGCAAGGAAGAACCAGAAGCAAUCCACGAAUGCCAACGACGAAGAGGGUACUACUAAUGCUGAAUUGAAUGGACAAAGCCCUAGUUGUCAAAGCUCAGAGGAUGAUUCUGAAGCCUCUCAUGAGAACAAUGAACUCGGAACCUCGGAUUCUAAAGGGCCAAAAGCUCUCAACUUGAAUGGGAAGACCAGAGCUAGUAGGGGUUCUGCAACUGAUCCUCAAAGCCUCUAUGCAAGGAAAAGGAGAGAGAAAAUAAAUGAGAGAUUGAGAGUCUUGCAGAAUCUUGUUCCUAAUGGAACAAAGGUUGACAUUAGCACAAUGCUUGAAGAGGCAGUCCAUUAUGUGAAGUUUUUGCAGCUUCAAAUUAAGUUAUUAAGCUCAGAUGAUAUGUGGAUGUAUGCUCCCAUUGCUUACAAUGGAGUGGACAUGGGUCUCUACCAAAAUAUUUCUCCAACUCUAUGA
Molecule: messenger RNA, 1095 nt
Organism: Cornus florida
Lineage: Eukaryota; Viridiplantae; Streptophyta; Magnoliopsida; Cornales; Cornaceae
Product: transcription factor bHLH84-like
Exons: 5
Coding region: 1-1095 (364 amino acids)
Biological process (GO): regulation of transcription by RNA polymerase II
Cellular component (GO): nucleus
Molecular function (GO): RNA polymerase II cis-regulatory region sequence-specific DNA binding; protein dimerization activity; DNA-binding transcription factor activity, RNA polymerase II-specific
Source: RefSeq, a predicted model, not a curated record